Durio zibethinus is the source of this 1817-nucleotide messenger RNA. The record is from RefSeq and is a predicted model, not a curated record. NCBI's taxonomy places the organism in Eukaryota, Viridiplantae, Streptophyta, Magnoliopsida, Malvales, Malvaceae.
AAAAAACCCACAAAAACAAUCCUACCAUAUAUAAAGAACUUUGCGCCGCUUAACGCCCUGUGGCUUCUGUUUGCACCUUGUGUAUUCCUUUCUUUUCUCUCAACGAAACAAGCAAAAAGAAGCCUUUGAUUUCUUCCAAAACCCAACCGAGAAAACAACCGUGAGUGAAAGUUGGAGUCUCCAAUGGAGUGGGUUCGAGGGGAUACGAUUGGACGUGGAAGUUUUGGCACCGUCAAUUUGGUGGUACCUAAAGAAGGCUUUUCAAAAUCUCCUGUAAUGGCUGUCAAGUCUUGUGAAACUAUCGACUCUGUUUCUCUCAAGAACGAAAAGGAAGUGCUUGAUCAAAUUGGUUUUUGCCCGCAAAUCAUCCGUUGUUUUGGCGAUGAUUAUACCAUUGAGAACUGUGGGAGAUUGUAUAAUUUGUUCUUUGAGUACGCUAGUAAAGGAAGCUUGGCUGACCAGGUUAAGAAAAACGGUGGAAACUUAAUAGAAUCCGAUGUUAGAAGAUAUACGAGAUCGAUACUUAAAGGGCUACGCUUUCUUCAUGCCAAAGGGUUUACUCACUGUGAUAUUAAACUUCAAAAUAUUCUUUUGUUUGGUAAUGAGGAUGUCAAGAUAGCUGAUUUUGGAUUGGCAAAGAGAAACGGGCAAGAAGGGAGAGAAGAACAGAGGAGGAUGGAAAUCAGGGGAACUCCUCUCAAUAUCGCACCAGAAUCGGUUAACGAAAACGAGUAUGAUUCACCGGUGGAUAUCUGGGCACUUGGAUGCGCUGUUGUUGAGAUGUUCACCGGGAAACCAGCCUGGAAUUUCAAACCCGGAGCAAGCGUGGCGGCUUUGUUGAUUAAAAUUGGGCGUAGUGAUGAAUUGCCUGCAAUUCCUGCAAAGUUAUCUGAGGAAGGAAAAGAUUUUCUUGGAAAGUGCUUUGUUAAGGAUCCAAAGAGUAGAUGGACUGCUGAGAUGCUCCUGAAUCAUCCUUUUAUGGCUGGUGAUGAUGACACAAUUGCAAUGAAUCGAUGUGAAGAGGAAGAAUCAACAUCUUCAAGAUGUUCUUUUGAAGAAUUUUCAGUAUCUCCUAGAUGUCCUUUCGAUUUUUCAGUUUGGGUUUCAACUCAAUCAACAGCUUCUUCUCAAUCAAUUUCCCAAGACAAUUCAAGCCUUAUUUCUUCGUUUUCAAGUUACGUUUCAUCGCCUUUGGAUCGGAUUCGUCAAUUGGCUUGUGAUCAGGCACCCAAUUGGUCAGUUUUCGGGACCUGGAUCACCUUGAGGUAGAAGAAGAGAAAAGUUGUUUACUUGCCUUCAUCAAUUCCGGCGGCUCUGGUCCAAUUCGUUUUCAUUUUUUGGUAGCAAUUGGUGAUGAUUUUUUUUACUGUAUAAAUGAUUAGGAAAACAUAGCGAGGCUGACUUUUAUGCCGAUGAAGAGUUCUUAUUGGCUACUCUCAGGUAGCCACAGUGUAUAAAGGCCAUCUUUUAUUUUAACUUCGAUUGAAAUAAAAAAAAAAUUUUCCAAUUCAUUUGAUAAAUCUUCAACUCAGCAUUUGCGGGAAAUUAAACCGGAGUUGUUAAGAAUUUGUUGGUCGGUAAUUGUUCAUCUAACGUUGAGAGUUAAAUAUUCAGUCUAGUUUACCAAUCCGUGUGUUGUAUUCUCAAAUUCUAACAUUGACUUUGACCCUCGAGUAUAGAUUAAAUCCGAACUUAGACUUCUUAAUUUCUCAGUAAAUUACUCUCUUUGAACUGAAUUCACUUGUGAAACUUGUGCUUGUUGUCCUGUGUAGCUGAUUGUUAAUUUUGUCCAAGCUCCAAAACCGAGUAGACUGCAC